AUGACUCACUGGAGCUCACUCACUCAGGAGAUCCGCGAUAUCAUCUUGGGAUGCGUCUUUGUUCACGACCACAUCGCGCCCUAUGCUCCCGUCUCGAUAGAAUGGCGCGAUGCCAUUGAGAAAAAGACCUUUCGGCACCUUCAUAUUCAAGUCUCCUCUUCGGACACUCGCUAUAGCGCACCAGAGGUGUUUCAGACACUUAGUCAGCUGCGGAAUCGACAUCAACGACUCGUCAAACACAUAUGGCUUAACGUUGAGCUUGUCCCUGGGGGGUUUGAUCCAUCAUGGAACGUGGAUAUGUGUAUCAGCGUUGCCAUAACAUGGCUAUUCCGGGCCUUGCAAUUCUGGCCGGCACAGAACGACCUGACGCUAGAGAUCAAUGAGUAUUAUACUGCGUAUUACUCGGCGCCAUGGUUUAGAGGGCAUCACAUUGGGGGCCCAGGGGAACAAGACGGAGGUAUGCCUCUGUCGUCGGAUUCUCGACUCGAAAGCUUUGACAUGCCUUCACACAACUCACUAAUGGGUUUAUUUGAAUUCUUGGACUUCAAGCUGCAGAGAUGUCCCUCUGUCGAAGCUGUAACAAAGUUUCUUCGUCCUCGACAGUGCCGGCGUCGAUUUAAACCAGACACUCUUUCCUGCAUACUCGAGCGACUUCCUCAGCUGGAGGAGAUUUCCCUUGAGACUUGGGAUGUCUCAGAGAUUUACGGAUUCAAUUGCGUGGAAAUGUGUGCAACAUCCCUGUUCCUGCAGCCUGAUUCCUUCAGGAAUGUCAAGUCGAUGACGGUUUUCCAAGAUCGCAAUGAGUACUUUAACGCUGUAGCUCGUCACCACAUAGCUGAGUUUCAACGCCGUAUUCAGCCCCAAUCGAGGCCAACUCCGCCAGACAAAGUGCCAUGGCAUCGACCAGUACUGGCUCGGGAACUCGCUGUAGCAAGCCUUUCGCUUGAGAAUCUCUCCCUUUCUUUCUUGGUCGACGCUGUCGACUUCUUCGGCCAGUGUCGAGAAAACUGGCUCUGGGCCGACUUGCGUUCCCUUACACUGACGUCCCGACUUCUCACCUGUGAAGGUGACUCUUUCAAGAUGCACGGGCUGUUAAAAACUGUUGCGCAAAUGGCCAAGCGCAUGCCAAAGUUGGAGAGGCUUACAGUAUGGAACGGCGGAGCCAAUGAAGCAUGCGCCUUCACAUAUCGCAAGCAGCGACUCACUGCUUCGGUGACGUGGCAGGCAAAGGGUGGUACGCAGCUGAAUCCCGCAGUGUACAGAGAUUGGGAGAACUUACAUUCCGAAUGUUUUUUCGAGGUCGAGGAAAAGGAUACUUGGCCUUUGAUCACGUCUCACGCUGCUGCUAUCAUGUGCUUGGGGUUGGAGCAUGUGGUGAACGAUGUGUCGUUGAGACAGAUGCAAUUGGAGAAUAGUAUCCCUUGGUCGAAUAUCUGA
Messenger RNA from Fusarium fujikuroi IMI 58289, 1437 nucleotides. RefSeq lists its product as uncharacterized. NCBI's taxonomy places the organism in Eukaryota, Fungi, Ascomycota, Sordariomycetes, Hypocreales, Nectriaceae. The transcript has a single exon. Bases 1 to 1437 code for a protein of 478 amino acids. The record is from RefSeq and is a predicted model, not a curated record.